AUGCUGGAGAAGCAACAGUUUGAUAUUUUGUAGGGUAACAGGCCAAAGCAGUUGAGAAGAGGACGUAGAGAAUGAAAGAAAGGGAGAGGCAAGGCGACAGGAUGUGGUGGAGAAGUUAGAGAGUAGAUUAACAGUCUGGCGAGAGACACACGCACACACAGAGAGAGCGAAUAAAGAAACAGACAGCGUCAGUCUUUAACAGAUCGUCAUAAAUUAAGAAGACAGACAGAGAAAGUCUUUGGCAAUGUGAGAAUCUGCACUGAAAUGAGAGUUUACGAGAGCGGUCGCUAUUUGUGAGAGUGGAUGCACGUUAUGAGGUCUCAUAUGCUCUUGCUUCCUGUCAUCACCUUGUGCUCUUUCUUCAGUCUGGCCUUCUGGUUCUUCAUUGCUAACAAUAAUGUAACACCUCGUCCUUCAUUGAAGAUUCCACAAAAACGCCCAGAUACUUCAAAACCUUGCAAGGGAUGCAGAGACAGUGCAUUAAUUGCUAAAGCACUGGAGAGUUACUCUAACGGAUGGACAAAACAGGAGGCAAACUUUAAAAGUUUCAGGUCAUUACUAAACAGCAAGUGCCAUGCUGUGUCCAAAGCCGUAGUCACACAGAAUAACACACCUGUGGGGUCAAGUGUUCUCUAUGAUGGAGAGAAGAGAAAGCCACUGCAGGUGACACAAGCCCUGUUCAGCAUCUUGGCUAAGGAACAGCCCUUUGGAAAUGCAACAUGGGAGUCCUGUGCUGUGGUAGGAAAUGGAGGUAUUUUGGUCAAUAGCAGCUGUGGAGAGGAAAUUAAUUCAGCCCAGUUUGUCAUCAGAUGUAACCUUCCCCCACUGGGGAACCAAUAUGAGCAAGAUGUGGGCAACAAAACAAACUUGGUGACUGCAAAUCCCAGCAUCCUCUAUGAAAAGUACAGUGGACUGAUGGAGCGUCGUCGGCCGUUUGUGGAAAGCCUUCGUCCUUACGGACAAGCAUUAUUGCUGCUUCCUGCCUUCUCCUAUGGCCAUAACACGCCUGUAUCCCUGCGUGCCUUUUACACACUGGAGGACUUUGGCAGUGAUAGGCCGCUGCCUGUUUUCCUGAACCCGGAGUACUUGAGGAGACUGACGAAGUUCUGGCGUGAGCAAGGCCUUAAGUCAGUUCGUCUCAGCACAGGAAUCAUCAUGGCUAGUUUAGCACUAGAGAUUUGCACCAACGUUCAUUUAUACGGCUUUUGGCCUUUCAACAAACAUCCACAUGACAAUCAAUUGAUCACCAACCAUUAUUACGAUAAUCGGGAGAGCAAGAAAAACGUGCACUCCAUGCCGACUGAGUUUGAACAUUUACUGAAACUCCACAAGCAAGGUGUGGUUCGCAUACACCUGGGGGAGUGUCAGCCCACUCACAGCUAAAACAUAAGCCGAGAAGCAAACGAUGCCUUACUUAAUGUACAUCAGAGUAUGUACACCUACACAAUAUACCUCUUCAGUUGAGAAAGGACUUCAAGAUUUAGAUGCAAACCUGCAAGGCUGAACUUUUUUGUUCGUUGUUGAGCAAAUUAUAGACUUACUGGACAUGUAAGUUUAUGUGUUAGUUCUGCCAGGAAGACUCUCAGAAGUAAGCUACAUGUGGGAAUUUUACGAAGAGGUGUCCAGGUCACAUUAACCCCAAAAAUUUAAAUUAUUUUCUUUAUGCAAAAUUAAACAUUUUAUGCCUACUAUUAGGACUCUUAAAGGAAUAUUCCAGGUUCAAUACAAGUUAAGCUCAAUCGACAGCAUUUGUGGCCUUAUAUUGAUUAAAACAAAAAAUCAUUUUGACUCGUCCCUCCUUUUCUUUAAUAAAAGCAAAAGGUUAUAGUUUUUUUUUUUUUUUAUUAUUAUUAUUGUGACAUAAUUGUCAGUAAAAUUAUGCUCAGUCUCAUGCUCAUUACUGUAUCAUAUAUAUUUUUUAAUUAAUUUACAAUUAUUUAUACAUCAUUGUAGCAUUUGUUAUACUGCCUGUAGUAAAUUAAAAAUUAACUGAUUUUAUUUAAAAAAGAUAUUAUUGCAAAACUGAUUAAAAUUGUUUAACCCUAAUAAGAAUCAUCAUUAAAAAUAAUGAGCUAAAUAAUGUGCUUAAUUUUCCUAAAAUGCAAAAAACAAAAAAUCCAAGGGUCCUAAUUGUAGACUACAUUUUCUUUAUGCAAAAUAUGUUUUAUUACCAUUUUUUUUUCUUCUCUUUUGGUUUUGGGGUGAAAUGUGACCUGGACUUAUCUUGAUGGGUUUUGUGAGAUGCACCAACCCAUAAGACAGGUAUGAUAAAGUACAUCGCUCUGUCACUACAUGUUAAAUUCAUUUUCGUUCCCAGUCUUUCUGGUAGAACCUGGCCACCUGGAAGAGUGGCUGGAAAGAUGCAGCUGUGAAUGUAAAUGAAUCUGUACUGCUGUGCGUACACACACUAAAAAAACAUCUAUGUACAUGCACAACACAUUUAUCACGUUUUUAGUUAUUUUGAGUAAUCUUGCACAUACACAUACACAAAUAGUUGCUGAAAAUGAAUGUAAUGAUUUUAGCCUCUGUGCUUUGAAGGAAUUUAAUUAAGAAAAUGACUCCCAGAACAGCAUCCUCCCUAAGCACCCUGAACACUCCCAAAGCUCUCUCUCCUUAUUCAUGCUUACUAUUGGUGCUCUUUCGGUUCUUUCCUCUGUUUCAUUCAUCACAAGUGUCGGUUUGUCCUCAUGAAACAAUUAUCAGUGGAAAUGAAUUUAAUCUCAGGUGUGCUUUAGUAGCAGCACUGAAUUUUAAUUCUAGACUCCAGCUAGGAGAUAUCAGGAAUGUCUGCAUGUUUGGAAACUUGACAUCACAGUCACAGUGGCAAUGUUCGAAAUGAAAUACUGGUUUACUACUUACUGAAUACUGUGCAGAAUACACUGUAUGCUCCCUGUUGAUUGUUUUUAAAUACUGUGUGAAACAGUAGGUAUAAUUCCAGACUAAUGUAAUUUUAAAAAACAUGAAAAUGUUGUAAUUUUUUGUAGUCUGUUUAAAUAAUAAGUCAAGAAAGAGAUGUUAAAAAUCACAGCAGAUAUUAUUUUCAGUUCAUCCAUCAUUCUGAAAAAAUGGAUGUAGUUGGCCAUCUGGGUAUUCCAUGCAUACAGAAAAUCUGCAUACUGUGCACAGUAUAUAUACUAAAUAUUGCAGCAAUUAUAGGAAUAAGCUAUUCCAAUCAUAGACAGUGUGUGGGGAAAUAGGAAUCAUUGGUGUGGGUUAGCUUUACCGGGAGUGAGAAAACAGGUGUAAAUAGAGGCAAACUCGAAAGGGCAUGCAAAAUUGGCACAAUCUGAGCAUGAAAGGGCUCUAAUAUGAAAUGCUGUAAUGUAAAUAAAAAAAAAAAUCUGUUUUGAAUUAUGAAUUAAAAAUAUACAUUUCAGAAAAAAAUCCAAAGUUAAUGUGUAUUUUAUUUGUUGAAGGAAUAUUCCGGGUUCAAUACAAGUUAAGCUCAAUCAACAGCAUUUGUGGCAUAAUAUUGAUUACAACAAAAAAAUAAUAUUUUUUUCCUUAAAAAAAGCAAAAAUCUGGGUAAGGUUCUAGUUAGGCACUUACAAUGGAAGUCAAUGGGGCCAGUGCAUAAACAUGAAAAUACUCAUUCUUUCAAAGGAAUAACCGCAAGAUGUAAACAACAUGCAUGUAACAUGAUUUUAGUGUGAUAAAAUCACUUACUAACCUUUUCUGUGUAAAGUUACAGCCAAUUUUACAACUUUGUUGCCAUGAUGAUGUAAUGUCAACAAACCAUAAAAUAACUGUAAAAUGACGAUUUAAACAACUUUACAGCUCAAAUAAUACAUGAGUUUGAAUAGAAGAAUGAAUAUAAUUGCUUUAUAAAAUUAUAUGCUUCACAUUUCUGCCUUUUAAUCCUCCAAAAAUUGGCCCCAUUCACUUCCAUUGUAAGUAUCUCAAUUUAACCUCGAUUUUAGCUUCUUCUUCUUUUUUUUUUAAAGAUCCGGAUGGACAAAACAAAAUUAUUAUUAUUUUUUUUUUGUGGUAAUCAACAUUAUGCCAUAAAUGCUGUAGACUGAGCUCAAAUUGUUGUGAACCCGGAAUAUUCCUUUUAAGAUUUUUUUUUUCUUUUUCAGUUUUUAUUAAUUUCUUAAUUUGUCUAGUUAUUUGACAGAAGUCAAAACUCUUGACGAAUCUUUCCAUUUGAAGGUGAAUAAAAAAAAAAAUUAGCCAUUCAACAAUCAACAAAGGGAAAGACUGUCACAGCCCGGAGACUUCCCCAGCCUGAGUUUGGCAAUGGGUGUAUGUGGUGAGCAGGGCGGGGCACAGCGAGGUCCACCUGUGUGCCACACUGGUCUCGUGUUCCAGUGAGGGGCGGCGGGAGUAUUUAAGGAGAGGAGACAGCGGCACACAGGGAGAGAGACGUAUGAAGAUGUAUUUGUGUGUUCGACGUGUCUGCGGGAAAGCAGCACGUGGAGUUGUUUUAUGUUAUGUUUAAAUGUAAAAUAAAUGUCUACAUGUUGUCAAGCGGGUCCCAGAUUCCUCCUUGCCCAUCGUGUGAACUCGUUACAGUGAGAUUGUAAUGAAAUAACCAAAACAAAAUUUUAUAAGUAGUUUGACGACUUUUUUCAUUUGGUGUGAGAAAUAGGCCUCAGAUGGAACCAUGUGACCUUUUCAUGCUGAUGCUUGAAUAUCUGCUUUGUAUGUUUUCGGCACUGUCUUGAGCACAAAAUUGAAAUACUUGAUAAGAAUGUACUUCUGUAAGCGUGAGGAAACAACCCCAUAUGGGGGGGGGGGGGUUCAAGGUAAAGGGUGUAACCAGCCUUGUGUGACAAGAACCAUAUAACCCUCUGCUUUCCUUUAAUAAAUGGAAGA
Molecule: messenger RNA, 4818 nt
Organism: Myxocyprinus asiaticus (Chinese sucker)
Lineage: Eukaryota; Metazoa; Chordata; Actinopteri; Cypriniformes; Catostomidae
Product: alpha-2,8-sialyltransferase 8F-like
Exons: 7
Coding region: 304-1383 (359 amino acids)
Biological process (GO): N-glycan processing; oligosaccharide metabolic process
Molecular function (GO): alpha-N-acetylneuraminate alpha-2,8-sialyltransferase activity
Source: RefSeq, a predicted model, not a curated record